Messenger RNA from Vicia faba (fava bean), 639 nucleotides. The record is from the annotation of a GenBank genome assembly. NCBI's taxonomy places the organism in Eukaryota, Viridiplantae, Streptophyta, Magnoliopsida, Fabales, Fabaceae.
AUGCUGCUCCAAAUCCUGUCAAACCUGUCCAAAAAUAAGUCAAAAUUCUGCACAAAUAAUGCCAAAAACCUGUCCAAAAGCAUAAACCCAGCUCUUCCAUCACAAAGCCCCCUAAUCGCCUACAAUUUCCUCUCCUCACCGAAACCCCUUCAUCUUCGCUGUAUACGAUACAAACUUCUCUUCAAACAUCCACUAACAUUCCUUACCCACCUUCCUGCAUCAUCUCUCUCAUUAUUCCCUCCGCCCACGAGUAUUGAACUUAUUCACCAUUCUAAUACAGAAGUGGCUGCUAACACACUGCCUGCCAUUCCUUUGCCUUCUCAGUCAGCUGCUACUUCUGUUUCUGUACCUAUUCAAGCAAAAGGACAUGGGAAGAAAACUCAGAGUGGUCGUGAAUUGUCUAGACGUAGAGGGAAGAAGCAGGUUGUGAUGUCACCUCCUGUGCCUGAUGGUUCUGUUGGUCCUGAUGCCAAGGCCAACAUGCUGACAGAUUCCACAACACCAACGAAAAACCAACAAACCCAAAUAAAUGACAGCAAAACUCCCAAUCACCAUUUUCAACUUCCCGUCAACACCACCUCCCUCUCGUCUCCGCCUAGCAACCUUCUUCAACCUUCUAAAAUCCACACACAGUUCUAA